This is a messenger RNA of Auanema sp. JU1783, 3813 nucleotides long. The record is from the annotation of a GenBank genome assembly. NCBI's taxonomy places the organism in Eukaryota, Metazoa, Nematoda, Chromadorea, Rhabditida, Rhabditidae.
AUGAAGAGUUUUCUAAUUAUCAUUGUUUCAUUUUUCAUCCAAGAAAAUUCUGCACAGAUAGCUGGUUCUCUGAGCAAUAAGAAUUCUGCUACUCCUCCUAAAUCAAUUGAACCAUUAAGCAACAGUCAGCUUUUGUUUUUAAAUACAGUAACGAAUGUUCAGCAGCCUGGAGUUCAUGCCUCCAAAGACCUUUACGCCUUCACGUCAAAUCAAUCUCCUCGUAUAACUCACCAAAAUCUGCGAGAACUUGACUGGACCAAAAUUGAUAGAAGAUCGGAAGAAGGUUGGUGGCAUUUAUAUCCAUACGGUGAAAGAUAUUUCGACGAUGAGUUAUCUCAUCGACCAUGGAUGGACAAACAGAUUGAUUUAGAAUUUUUUCUACCAUAUUAUGGCUUUCGCUUCAAUUAUACAUUUAUUUUCCAAGAAGGGUUUGUUGCUUUCUCUCAUCCAUGGUAUAUUCAACCUCCGUAUACCUUCCCGAAUCCCCAUUGGCCGAAAAAGCCAGAUCCCAGUUUGAUUGCUGUGUUCAUGGCGGAACAACAAAUGCAACACGUAGGAGAUACGCGCAUCAGUAAUGUUUGGUUUCGAGUAAUAGAAAGACCGACUAAUUUGAUUGGAUAUAACAACUUGCAAACAGAUUUCGUUGAUGAGAGCAGAGAGCCCAGUUUACAACAACCUCUAGGAGUGUACAGCUAUGAAGAUCCUCGAUUGUACCGGACGUAUCGGGGGAGACAAUUGAAAACACAGUCUGGACGUUUGGAAGAUCCUGAAUUACUGGAUAGAAUAACUCGGGAUAUUCGUCAUUCUAUGGUCGGAGCAAGAGGUUGGAAAGCUGAUUAUGCUCUACUAGUUACAUGGGAACGAAUGAGUUAUGGAGGAGCACCAAAAAUAACUGAUAUGAGCAAAUAUGAACAAGCAAAACGAUGGCAAAAUACUUAUCAAAUGGUGUUGGCUACAGAUGAAAUAAGAACGUACUGUAUGUUCAAUUAUGCGAAUAUCAACUGGACUUCGUCAUCUCAAAGUGGAGCUUUAACUAGAGGACGUGGUGGUAAACAAAGUGCUCUGGUUGGGUUCAAUGGUGGUAAUGGAACAGGAUUUUAUUCUUUGCCAUUCUCAGCAGAAGGAGACUCUUAUAAAUUGGUUCGCUUUGGUUCAACUCAAAUAGCAGGACGUUGGCUAGCUCGUGUAGAUGAGCAAAUUCAGUAUGGAGGUUGCAAUAAUGACAGUAGAGGAACAUUGGAAACAUCUCAACAAUACGGAAAUAUGUUGGGAGGAUUUGCGUUGAACAUAUCUGGACCAUGUUUGAGACCGACUGAUAUUAUAAAACUGCAAUUUGAUGAAAUAACAUUAGAUUGUGAAAGGAUUGAUAUGGUACUUGCUCGAUGUGUAAUUCCUGUUAACAGUGUUUUCAAAAUUGGAUUGAUUGAUCUGAAGAUGUCAGUGGAUGGUGGCAAGAAUUACCCUUGGUGGACAAAGUUUUAUAUAAUUCAACCUGCUCUAUCUCGACGACGUGUGAAUCUCAUAAACGAUCCGAGAGAGCCGAUGAACAAUUGGCAUUUCUUUGAUCCCCAGAAUUUGACUUUAUCAUGGGAAUGGGAAAAUAUAACAGCAAAUCCAAAUACUGCUGUGGAUAUAGCUUUAUGGGGAUACUGGGAAGAUACAGAAGGACAUUCUUUCAAGCAAAUUGGAUACUUGGCUCGACGUCACCCUAACAAUGGAAUAUUCUCAUUCACCCCGAACACCCUUCAAUUUGAUCUAGAAGGAGAUUUAGAUGCUUGGAGGUUUUAUCAUGGUGGAGUCAUUCAAGUACGAGCCACAGAUGCUUGGUUGGAUGAUCGUGGGGAUCGAAUGCACUGGUCAUCUCCUGUGCCUUUCGGAUGGUUUUUCCAUAGAAAGUGGCAGUAUGAGUAUGGGCGAACUUGGGCACUCACAAUGUGCCAACACUGGUUCGAUUACGAUGGACGUCGAGAAAAUUUUGUGAUGGAAUUAGAACCAAAGAUUCCUUGUCCUUGCACUCUUGAUCAAGCUCUUCUGGAUUUCGGUCGCUUUACAGCUUUGCCGGAUUGUGAUAUGUUUGGAGAUCACACUUGCUAUUUUAAUCAAGGAGCUCAACACUGUAUUUUGUCUUCAGCCAGUGUCUGGACUGGAUCAGGGCAGACAUGUUGUUAUGAUUAUGAGGGAUGGCUUAUGUUUAGCGAUGACUUCGAGUAUAACGAUCAAUAUUUAAGAUUUUUCUCAGCUGGAGUACCGUACAGAGCUCAUCCGUUUGGAUCAUUGCCUUAUAAGAGACCUCCAUAUGUCCCAUCGUUAUCCAACUUUUAUAAUGAUUUAUUACCUUAUGAGUUUUGCUGUAAAUGGGCAGGUCAUUGUGAAUUUUAUUUUUGGAGAAGACAAACUUCAACUUGUCAAGAAUACAGACCCCCUUCAAUAGGCUUCAUAUAUGGAGAAAAUCAUUUUGUGACGUUUGAUGGGGCACGAUACUCUUUUCAUGGAAAAGGCUAUUAUGUAUUGGCCAUGAUGAAGUCUCCUAGACACGAUUUAAUGAUUCAAGCGAGGAUGGAACAGCCGGCAGAAACAAUUUGGGAAGAGAGAGUCCGUUCUACUGUAGUUACCGGUGUAGCAGCUCGUGACAACCAAUCUGCUAUCGUUCAAGUUUUUGCUCGAAAAGAUCAUCGACGUUGGAGAUAUAAGACAGACGUUUACGUAGACGGUAUACGCAUAUUCUUCGAUAUGCCUUGGAAGAAAAUUCAAAAUUUUAAUGGAGUAACCAUACGUUCUCCACCUCGAAAUAUGAAUCAGUCUGAAGUGGAAAUUAUGUUCGCAACGGGUGUUGGGCUGAAAAUUGAGGAAAGCCGUGGUCUUUUGAAUGUUAUGCUUACAUUACCACCUUCAUAUAAUGAAACUGAUGUGAGAGCAUGGGAUCCACCAAAUGAAUCAGCGUUUUUCUGGGAGACAACAACACAGCGUCCAAUUUAUUCGAGCAGUUUUGGUAAAUGUGCAACUCAUUAUCGAACUGUUGGUCUUCUUGGAACUUAUAACGGAGAUCCGUGGGAUGACUUAACAACGCCCGAUUGUAUGGAAAUCCGUUCUUUCUAUCCUCAAUCGGAAAUGGAUGCUCGCAACGUCUACUAUGAAUUCGGAGAACGAUGGAGAUUAGAUCGUAAUUUGCAUAUUCCAUCGUUGUUUCAAGCUGAACAUAAGCCCAUAUACGAUCCAUUGAGCUUUGCUGAUUCUCGUUACUCUCCUGUGUUUGAUCCAUGGACAUAUUCUAAUUAUAGUCUCUGGGAGAGUUUAGUUUUUAGUAGAGAAGAAGUAAAAGUAAUGUGCCAAGGCGUUCCUGCAUGCGAAUUUGAUUUCAUGUUGACGGGUAGACGAGAAGAUGCUUUAGACACAUUGGAUUAUGAACGGAAAUUCGAACAGCGUAAAACCAAAGGAGAAGUAAAACUACAAUCUUGCGGACCAUUAAUGAAAAAUAAGGGAGUUAUCAAGUAUCCCAUGGGCAAUAACUAUCUGCAUGGUAUCACUGUCACCUUUACAUGCAAACCAGAAUACUUUCUUCAUGGAGAUCAACAAAGAACAUGUAUAAAUGGCUCAUGGACUCCUGGCUGGUGGCCGUGGUGUCGAGAACGAAGUGAAGAAAUCGCUUUAAAGUGGAUGACUGGUAUACUGUCUUCUGUAGCAAUUAUACUUGCUAUCACUCUCAUAUUCGUCUGGUGUUACAUUGAUGGUAGAAGACGGCAAACAGAGUUUCUUCAACGAAAAAAAGAAAAAUUACGACCAAGUUACGCUACAUCAACAAUAACAUUCAUCUAA